Linum trigynum is the source of this 240-nucleotide messenger RNA. Lineage: Eukaryota; Viridiplantae; Streptophyta; Magnoliopsida; Malpighiales; Linaceae. The record is from the annotation of a GenBank genome assembly.
AUGAUGCUCCUAGUGACAGGACUUCUCCUGAUGCUCCAUCAUUCGGCGGCUGCGGUCUCGCUCAUGCUCAAUCUGGGCAUGGAUCACCCUGCUCGGACUCAAGGCGGUCGAGGCGGUAGUCCAGCUGGGCUAGAUGACCGGAGUACCGCUCCUGAUGAGCCCAGUACUGCUCCUGAAACUGCUGCUGGGAGGACAUUAUCUGCUGGUUCUCGAUCGCCAAUUGUCGGAACUAGGAGGUGA